Molecule: messenger RNA, 2947 nt
Organism: Biomphalaria glabrata
Lineage: Eukaryota; Metazoa; Mollusca; Gastropoda; Planorbidae
Exons: 4
Coding region: 351-1889 (512 amino acids)
Source: RefSeq, a predicted model, not a curated record
AGUAUGUUUCCUGAAGUCAUUUCUCUUACUUCCUUUAUUCUUCAGAGUCGUGUUCUUAUAGACCUUUUAAGACAGUGGGCCCACUCUCGGUAAGAAACAAUAGAUCCGCCGCUGUCUCAUUUAGGACUAGAACUGUCAAUCGCUACAUUAACUCGGUUACGCUUUUUAUUUCAUUGAGCUGGAUAGUAGAUCUAAAUAAUACAUCGCCCUUAUGAAAAUAGGAAAAUAAGAAUGCCCUGAUAAAGUUUUAGAAACAAAAUGACCUGCCAACUAUUAAGUUUGAGGUUGUAAACAUUCGUAAUACUUUGCUGCAGUAUACAACCUUACUUGUAGAACUGAACUCUUGAAUUAUGGGAUUAUUAGAGGUUGAGGCUUCCCCGGCUUUAGCAGCGGCUAGUACCUGCUCCAACACAGCCCUGAAGUGGGCCAUCAUCAGUGGACUGGUUGGCCUGUUAGGCACUGCGGGCGUUCUCGUGGGCCUACACGCCACGGGAAAUUUAACACCAGAAACUACUAAAGGAAGUCAAUCUGCUCUCGAGGGCCAGCCAUUGGAGUCUGCAAGUAACAUGAUAAACACAGCGCUGAUUGCUGCUCAGCUUGAUCCAGUGAAGGAUGCGGCAUCUGACGCUGUAGGAAAUAUCAAAGACGCCCUUCCAGAUUUAGGAAGUGUUCAAGAAGCUCUUUUUGACGCAGGGAGCGAUACACAUGACACCUUGUCCGAUCUUGGGGGAGAUGUGCACGACACCUUGUCCGAUCUUGGUGGAGAUGUGCAUGACGCUUUGUCCGAUGUUGGGGGCGAUGUACAUGACGCCUUGUCCGAUGUUGGCGGCAAUAUAAAUGAUGCCCUUUCAAAUGCUGGGGACAGCGUGAAAGACACUUUAUCAAGUCUUGGGGACAACAUAAAGGAAUCAAUACCUGAUGUGGGAGAAAGUGUAGCAGAUAGUGUCGAUGGCGAUAUGGAUAUUGACGAUGAGGAUGAGCUUGGCGACAUUAUCGCGGCGAUGGCCAGUGUUUCUGACGACAUUGUGGAUUCAGCCAAAGAUGUCGCCGAGAAAGUGCUUGAUGCUGCUGAAGACAUGGAUCCACAAGAAUCAUCCGACGUUGAUCUCCUGGAGUUGAGCGACACCCUUGAAGACCUUGACGUUGUCGCCGAGAAAGUGCUUGAUGCCGAUGAAGACAUAGAUCCACAAGAAUCAUCGGAUGCUGAUCUCCUGGAGUUGAGCGACACCCUUGAAGACCUUGACGUUGUCGCCGAGAAAGUGCUUGAUGCUGCUGAAGACAUGGAUCCACAAGAAUCAUCCGAUAUUGAUCUUCUGGAGUUGAGCGACGCCCUUGACGACUUUGACGUUGUCGACGACGCCAAGAAUGCAGGGGAUGUGUUGGGCAGUGCAGCCAAGGAAGUGUCGGAGAAAUUAGCCACCGGGGCAAAAGACGCGGCUGAAAAUGUUGGCGACGGAACGAAAGAGAUUGUGAGUAAGGCUGGCGAGUUAGCUGGCAACGCCAUGAAGAAUGUCGCUGAGGCUGCAAAAGAAGCAACAGGCCAGGUCGCCGAUGGAGUUAAAGAUGCAUCCGGGAAACUGAGUGACGUAGUCAGCAGCUCGGGCUCGGGGUUCCUGGACCCCGAACACGUGAGAAAAGUUGGCUGGUUGAUGUUGGCGUCGGUUCUUGGACCAAAUUUCAAUAGACCCAGACCUGUGAUUCACUCAGCUGCUGGCAGGAAUCCUUACGCUUCCAUGACCGCUUCUGCUACUCCCCAUCGCCUCCCGACCAAUCUUCGACGACAGGUGCAGAACAAUCUUGGUAUAUUGUUACUGACAAUGACCGACUUGUUGGACUUUGAUGGACCAGACAUAGAGGGGGUACUUGAUUUGGACUUCGAGUUUCGUUAAAAUCUUACAUAAUAUACUAAAACCCACUUUGUGCCAUAAAACACUUUCUCAUGUACUUUCAUGAACAUGAGUCCUCGCUUGUCUUUCCUAUAAGUUCCAUAAUGAUAUGAGAUGAAACCAAAGUCUCAUUAAAAUAAACAGCGAAAACGAAACCAAAAAAUUAACAAAUAAUAAUUAUUAUAAAAAAAAAACGCCACAUCUCUGCAAAAGAGCCGUAGGAUACAGACUGCACGAUUAUUUGGAUUCUAUCCAUUUGUGAAAAUAAAAUCUUUGGUUACUCAAAAGCGACUCUUUAGAUGUGAUCGAAGGGAGACAAGCAGAUGUUUGUGUAUCUCAGCGUGUUACUACUCAUUACCGUUCUUAGAACUGAUUUAUUUCUUUCAGUGUGGACUUCUUUGAUUCAAAAAUGUUGCUAGAUUUUGAGUAAAUUGCAGCCUAAAAAACACAAAAAUUAUAGGCAACUAAACCUACAUCUCUUCCUCAGAGUUAUAGAACUUUGAUCUAAUGUGUUAAUUUGUCAUCUAUAUAUCAAUUUUAUGCCCUCAAACCAGUGUUCGAAUAUGUUACUAUCUAGCCAAAUAUAUUAAUAUCUAGCCAGUGUUCAAUCAGUUCAAAUAUGUUACUAUCUAGCCAGUGUUCAAAUAUAUGCUACUAUCUAGCCAGUGUUUAAAUAUGUUACUAUUUAGCUAGUGUUUAAAUAUGUUACUAUCUAGCCAGUGUUUAAAUAUGUUACUAUUUAGCUAGUGUUUAAAUAUGUUACUAUCUAGCCAGUGUUUAAAUAUGUUACUAUCUAGCCAGUGUUUAAAUAUGUUACUAUCUUGGCCUAACCAUUGUUUAUAUAUGUUACUUGCCAGUGUUUAAAUAUGUUACUAUCUAGCCAGUGUUUAAAUAUGUUACUAUGAUACUAUCUAGACCUAGCCAGGAUUUGAAUAUGUUACUAUCCAGACCUAACCAGUGUUUAAAUAUGUAACUAUCUAGCCAGUGUUUAAAUUGUUCUUGACCUAUUAUGUCUUGUUUUCUAAGGCCUAGAAUCAAAAUUGUUUUUACUUUUGAAAUGA